AUGAAUAAUAAUAAUAGGGGAGCUGCAGUAGGCUCUGUUGUUGGUAUAUUUCUAAAACACCCUAGAUUUUGGAGCUAUUUUUUCGCAGGUAUUGGUGCACAUCACGCUUACAGUAAAGGACCAGUCAAAUUACAUAUAUUCAGAUGUGACAAUUGUUGA
Ichthyophthirius multifiliis is the source of this 159-nucleotide messenger RNA. RefSeq lists its product as hypothetical. Lineage: Eukaryota; Ciliophora; Oligohymenophorea; Hymenostomatida. The transcript has 2 exons. The record is from RefSeq and is a predicted model, not a curated record. Bases 1 to 159 code for a protein of 52 amino acids.